CCCUUCAUUAAUUAGUUUUGCUUCUCAGCCUUCUGAGUUUUAGGUCCUCAGCUUCCCCCUGCACGCCUCUCUCUCUGUGCAGUGCUACGUCUUUUGUUCCAAUGGCGUGUAGAGCGCAUUGGAGCUCUAAGAUUUUACUGUACUUGAAACUUGUCCUGGUUCUGAGUACGUUUUGCCAAUGUUCCCAACUGAGGAGGCUGAAGGCUUCAAUUAGAUCGAGACGCAACGCUACCUUCAGUCAAAGCGGGGACAAAAGUAACAUCGUCUACAGUGGAAGACUCUUGAUCUUUCAACAAGAACUUGGAGGCCAUACCGGACCCCCGAGUGACCACCUGGAUGUGGAUUCAGAUUACCAAGCAGACGUGGGGUGGGACAUGUCCGUGCAGCCCAGCGGUCCCGCAGGUUUCUUCAGACCGGACCAGAGAAAUGUGAAGCAGCUCCUUCAGAUGGAUCCUAAAGUGGAAUGUACCGCCGACUCCAUGAAGCUUCAAGUCCAACAUACUAUUUCCUCUCCAGGAUCCUUGAUAUUGGUUGACAGGGGGAGUCUAUCCCCUCUGCCUCUGUCCAUGCUGCCACAAAGCUGUGGUUACACCAUGGGGUCCACACCCAGCGGUACGGUCUUGGUCGCUCCUUACAAUGGCUGCUUUGUCACUCUUCAGGAGGAUAGUUAUGUACUGCCAUUACUUUGGUGGGGACUUCCUGUGAGGAUGACCUGCCCGCUGAUGGGAGGGUCUUCAAACACCCCCAUGGUCACCUGCCAUGCCGAGGGCAUGUUUGUCAAAUUUGAGCGGGUUCCGUAUGCCUCGAACAUUAAAAUAAAGUUGAACGGCACCUGGGAGGGGUUGAUUACUGCAGCCCCCAAAUGUAGGAUCAGUGUAGUUGAACAUAAAGGUGUGACCAUCUAUCUCCGCUAUGAUCCCUGUGUGGAGAAGGAGGAUGGACUGUACACAGUUUUGUUGGCGGGACAAGGAGAAACUAAGGUUUCCUGUCCAUCAAUGACCCAAGGUCAAUAUGAACCCCCAAAAAGCCCAACACAGACGCCAAAACAACCACAAGCCCCAGUUGAGUUGUAUCACCCUCACCUAGUCUAUCCUUCACCUUCAAAUCCACACAAACCUGUGGCAAAUCCCAUGCCUGUUCCCUACCAGUUUCAACCUGAGGUACCACAGGCUGGAAAGGAACCAGAUACCAAACCCAUACCUGCCCUACAGUACCCCAAACCACCACAACUGGAAGUUUUUCCAGGUCAUGUUCACAAGCCUGCCCAUUUGUACCCCUAUCCACUUUACCCUAUGCCUAGUCCUGGAGCAGACCUUGACAAAAACCCCAUGCCUGUUCAACCUGAAGUUCCUCCAGGUCAUGAGAAUCUGCCAUUUCAUCUCUUCCCUAUGCCAUGGCCAGGAAAAACCCCAAAUAAAGUUGCCAAACCAGUUCCUUCUCCACAGCCUUCUAAACCACAACAACCUGAGGUUUUACCAGAUCAUAUCCAUAAGCCUGUUUAUCCUUACAAAUAUCCACUUUACCCUCUAAUUAACCCUAUGGAGUACCCUGACAAAAAACCCAUGCUUUCUCCAUCAAAACUACCUCAAAUUUCUCCCAAUGUAGAGAAGCUGCCAUUUCACUCCUUAUUCCCCAUACCUAGCCCUGGGAGAGACCCUGACAAAACACCCAUUCCUGUUCUAUCAAAACAACCUGAAGUUCCUCCAGGUCUAGAGGAUCCACUGUACUCCUUCUUCGACAUGCCACUGCCUGAAAAAAAACCUGAGGUACAGCCAGGUCAGGAUGGACAACCAGCCUAUCCCAAUUCAUUUUACCCUGUAACACUUGAUGAUAAACCUGUUGUACCCCUUCUUCUACAGCCACAAAAACCUGGCACUCAGUCCAGUCGGACUGGACAGCCAGUGUAUCCCUUUCAGCCGCUACCUGAAACUAAUCCUAAUCCUUCUAAUCUGCAAGACCCUGAAAUUUCCUCAGAGCAUCAGCCAGUCCAUCCUUAUUCUUUAGACUCCUUAUCAGGGUCUGAACCUAAACCAAUGGACAAGCCUAUGCCAGCUCUAAAACAACCUGAGUGCCCUCCAGGUAAUGUGCCUUGCAAGUACCCAUUUUCACCGUAUCCUGUGCCUGGCCCUGAACCAUCCAAAAAGCCGAUUCCACUUGAACCAAAACAACCUGAGGGUCCUCCGUGUAAACAAGAGCAGAAGCAGCCAGCCUAUCCAUACCUCUAUCCACUCGACCCUGUCACAAACCCUAAAGAACCAGGCAAAAAGCCAUUGCCUGAUCCAUGGCCGUUCCAGCCUAACGUGCCACCGAGUCAUGUGGAGAAGCCAGUCUACCCCUUUAUAACAGAGCCUGAAAAUAAACCACUUACCACACCUGUAAAACAUCCACAUCCUCCCAAACAACCAAAGCCCGAAUUGCCUCCAGAUCAGGACCAGCAGGCUUACUAUCCAUACAUCAAUCCAGUCUAUCCCGUACCCUUUUCUGAAGAGAUUUCCAAAAAUCCAUUACCUUCUCCACAGCAAUCUAACCAAAAACCAGACAACCCCUAUCCUUAUUUUACAUUCAACUCUGUACCAGUUAUAAAGCCCCCACUUGCUCCACAGGCACCGCAACCGCAGAAGCCUAAGGUUCCUGGGAAAACAAUUCAGGGACAAGUCCACAUGCCCUUUCAAUCUCAAAUACCACAAAUCCCAGAUAGUGAAACAUAUAAUACACAUUUCACUGAGAAGCCUGAAGAAAGUGAAAAACCUUUACCUAUCAAACCGCUACAUAGCCAAAAACCACAAUGGCAUCCGUAUCUACCACCAUUUUUUCCAAACAAGCACUCCGAUCAGGUUAAAACCCCUGCGCAGUCUGCUAAAGGGGAAGUGGCCCUUCAAGGUUCAGGACCUGGUUGUGUUAAGUUUUGCACUACUGGUUAUUCAAAUUGCUGCCCACAGAUUGCUUUUCAUCAACAUCUUUAUCAUCUUUCCCCUUCUGAUCCAGAUGGUAAGGUGAUUGGUGGAAUCUCCCAGGGAGUUCCAUAUGUUGCCUCUAUGACGUAUGGCCUCGGAGAUAUUAGUUAUACCUGGCCUGCUCAAAAACCCCAUGACUCUGUCCCUCCGUCCAGUCACUCUUUGCCAUAUGAAAGUCAACAACACUACCACCAGCCACUAGGUGGCAAUCCGGCAUUAUUAGGAAGUGAUCCCACCAAGACAGCAGCUCCUGAGAUACCAAUUCCCCCUUUUGUUCCUGACUCCAAUAUGCAUUUUUCCAGUUGGCCAUAUGAGACUGAACAUUCUCCACAAGGACAAUCCUCACCUCAGGUUGCGCCUCCGUUCGGUUUUCAGAAUCCUGGCGGGCAAAAUCAAAAUGGCGCCAUAAAUAAUUCACCCGAUUUAGGUACUACGUCUUAUAUUACCAAAUUACUUCAGCAGCACCAACACGCACAUCAAAUGCCAACUCCAAGAGACCUGGAAAAACCUUCCCCUUCACAAGCUCAGGGUGAACUUGGUCCUCUGCCUCCCUACGCAAUGCUGAAAGAUGAAGAAGCAGCUGCAAAUACUACAAACUAUUUUCCGCAUUCAUCACUUCUAAAAAGAAGGAAAUCCUCCAAACGUCCCCCGCAUGAACCAAAAGGAUACAUGCUACUACAACGUGGUCCACCAGGUAAAACGCCUAGUACUUCGGAGUCCGAACAGAAAAUCCAGACGGUGGCUGUUGACCAAACCGUCCCUGCCCGACGUUUUGCAAGGGAACCACAACUUCGGAUAUUGCUAGGGAAAGAACUGGCCAAGCCUUCCAAUGAUGACUCAAAAUCCAACAAACAUACCAGUCUGCCGUAUGUUCCUGUAAAAGUAUCCGAAGUCCAGAGAUCAGUGGCUGACAGGCUUGGACUGGGCCAUCACGGUGACGGAGGAUCCGAACGGAAUAAACCAAAAUGACAUUCAUUCAUUGUAUAACUAAUAAAUUUGACUGCCAAACUCACAAAAA
Messenger RNA from Nerophis ophidion (straightnose pipefish), 3972 nucleotides. Its product is annotated as histone-lysine N-methyltransferase 2D-like. The coding region runs from base 102 to 3923 and encodes 1273 amino acids. The transcript is spliced from 7 exons. The record is from RefSeq and is a predicted model, not a curated record. NCBI's taxonomy places the organism in Eukaryota, Metazoa, Chordata, Actinopteri, Syngnathiformes, Syngnathidae.